CCACGGCGUGCUAUCCGGGAAGGAACGCAAUCCACGCUACGGGCUCAGGUACGUCCGUCAAAGGCAAGCGUUCCAAUGUAAAACAAGCGCUGAACAAUACUUUCCACUCACUCUUGUUGGAGUCACUUACCGAAACAACGAGUGCUUAGGCGGCUACUCGUCAGCCUAUCAGCUAGCUCCUCCCUUUCAGCGUUCGUUCCCAUUAGCCGAUAUACGUUUCCUGUGUCGUCAUUGGACGCACCAUUUUAUUGUAGUUACUCAGUAGUGAAAACAAAGUAAAAGCUCGCGAUCCGCCCUCUCGUUCGCGGCGGCUCAGCGACUCACCCUGUAGAAGAGUUACACAACACAUUGUAGACCCAUUGCAUGCUGGACGUGCGGCGCUUGGAACCCCCCCACCACCACCAAGAAAGUAAAGACUGUCUAACACUAAUCAACCCGACCGUAGGGACACACCUCGAGACAACAGCAACAAGCGACCGGCUUCAUGGUGGUACUGAGAAUGUCCUCUAAGCGGAAGAGCCCCCCAACGAAGCUCUCGACUGACCAGCUGAACCAAAACAACGUCGACGGUCCUAUACACGUUGUGAACGAAAAUGAUUUAGACGACGAAAGUAAAGAACCUGAAGAAGAAGACUUAGUUCUGAACUCAGCUGAUCGGGCGAAAUUAGAGCAGCGAAAAGGAGAUAUUUAUCAUAGACUAAGUCCCAUUGACGAGAUGUUUUCGUCUGAGAACUACAUAGAAGAGGUUCUACAACACCGGGAUGAAGCCGACUCUAGUGAUAGUUUGGUCAGUGAUUCUGGCAUUAAAGCCGUGACCGCACUUCUCCACAGCCGGAAACAAAGACUGUUACAGAGCGUAUCAUCCACUCGCUCCGAAUCCACAACGGACUCGGAAUACGACUCGGAGGGUUGCUACACCGGAAUUGAAGGAGGUAAUUAUGCAAGUUCGGCUGAUAACAGGCCGUCAUCUGAAAUACUGAAUAACGUACAUGUCAGCGAAACCAGCAAACCCCCUGGUGUCCAUACCGGAAAGAGGAGGAUGGAUGACGUAUUGAAAAGACUUACAUCCAAAAUGAGCACUAGUGCAUUGCUGAGUGAUCAAACUGUGGGGAGGGGUAUCGGAGAAAACAUACUGGAACAACAGUCAAGCACUUGCCCGGGAGAAAAACACGAGAAAAGUAUAUCCAAUUCAAUAAAGGUUGAGGAAGAAAAAUAUUACCUUCUAGCAAAUUCUGAAGGUCUUCACACUGCUUUACCUGGAGAUAGCCUAAAUGAAAAAGAGCGCCGCCUAACGGAGAUGAUUCAGCAAUUACAAGAACUUCGGGAUCAGUUGGUAGCCCAGCAGCGACACCAAAGUCGGGUAAGAUGA
Limulus polyphemus (Atlantic horseshoe crab) is the source of this 1369-nucleotide messenger RNA. RefSeq lists its product as uncharacterized. Lineage: Eukaryota; Metazoa; Arthropoda; Merostomata; Xiphosura; Limulidae. The transcript has 3 exons. The record is from RefSeq and is a predicted model, not a curated record. Bases 485 to 1369 code for a protein of 294 amino acids.